AGUUACUGUUCAAUGGUCGGUCGGGUAAAUUGCAUUUUGCAAAUGGCAGGCGACAAGUUGCCGUACAUCAACAACAGGAAUAAACACGGCGCUGUGUAAUUUUGUUAUUAAUCCGAAAUAGUGACCAGACUUGACAUAUCUAAUGAGGAAGUUGGAAACCAGAGAGUCGUGGGGCGCCGAGAAGCUGGAAGCGCAGCUAGAAGCAGCGCGCGAUAACCUCCGAGGUCUCGAUCGAAGUAUUCAAAAGAUUCUCGGCCGGGACCCUCCCGAUGGCGAAAAUCCUCUCCAACCAACGGCAAGGAUUGCCCAGAAACGACCGGUACAAGAAGAUCAUCGCAGACGACAGGUGGCUGACUUUGCAGUCCUGCCAAAUAAUUUAACCGUCUUUAAAAGACGGUGGGUCGCUCCUCCUGGAGAACCGAAGACAGUUUUUAGUCGGCUUAGUGCUCGCAUCCCGUCAAAUGCAGAUGACAGUGCCGACGAAGAUGACAACACUGCCAAGCCAGCUGUCUCCUCAAGAGUGAUAGCAACACCUAGAGAAAUACCUUCGCGCCAAGAGGUUAUUAGGCGAGAAAGAGUGGAUGAACGAAGUCGUCAGCGCAACAAACGAAUGUUUGGAGCUCUCCUCGGUACUUUACAAAAGUUUCGUCAAGAAGAAACUAAACUUAAAGCCAAGGAGGAUAAAAAAGCAGAGGUUGAAGCUCGUGUAGAGGAGGCUGGUAGACGGGAGAAGGAGGAGCUGAGGAGAGAAAGACAACAGUUAUUUCAGUCUCGGAAACGUCAACAGGCAGAAGUUCGCAGUUUGGAAGCUAAACUGGUGCGCAGCCGACAAUUUCAGGAAUGGCGCGCGUCUCAAUUACCGCUUACAUCAUUUAUUCGCACGCGUACUCAACCAUCUAUCUAUUAUUUACCAAAACGAAAACAUUCGCGCACAGAUUCGCUUUUAGCUCUCUCCGCAAAGGAGCUCAAUGAUGAGAUAGAAAGGAGGGAAAAAAUCCUGAUGGAAGAGCUAGAGCAAAUAGAAUUUCAAGCCGGAUUAGGAAAACAACUUUCCAAUGAAUCAAACAUAGUUUCGACCGUGCAAGAAGAACCUCCAACACCUAUGGAAGAGGGCGAAGAGAAUCGAGAUCCAAAUCAUGAAGUCGAACAGAUCGAAAAGGAAGAGGUACAGUCUUCAGGUUCUCCCACGUGCGAAUCAAAGGAACUAAUUCCGCUCCCAAUAGAUUCAGCUCCAGUAGAGGUAGCAGAGGUGCAAGAAACGCAGGAAAUGCAAGAAAUGCUAGAGGAUGCCAAUAACGGCUAGCAAUAAGUACAUUCGCCUACUCGCAUGUAUAUAUGGAUAUUGUACGUGGUGCCAGUGCCUGAAUGGUACAAAAAAGAUUGUUUUGAAUUACCUUCGCAAGACUAAUGAGAAUCAACGCGUUUGGAAUAAAAUCAUGUCCAUAAUCAACGGUUAUAUUACAUAAGUUAGAAUUUUUUACAGGUAAAUCUUUUCAAAAUCAAGGCAACUUAUUCAUACAUUUUAGUCUUAAUUUAUCAACUAACGGCUUAAAGUUCGUUCUGAGAUUCUAUAACUAUAUUGUUCUAUGAAUUCCAUAAAUCGAUAGAAUACAUGUUUUCAGCGCUACUUCCGUCAACGACUUGAUUACCUCGUAGUUUUUAUGAGCACUAGUGCUUAAAACCCAAUUUCUACCCACUAAUGCUUGUAAAAAUUACACAAUAUUUUAGGUUUUGACAAGAGGCAGUACAUAAAACAAGAUGUGUGCCAUGUGCGCAUAUAGGGAAUUAUUGGCUCGUGUGAGUUUCGCACAGCGCCUUUGCCUCGUUCGGCACUUUUCACUCGUUAAGAAAUCUCUAUUUUAUGCUCACUUACCACAAAAAUAACUAUUUCGUGUAAACCUUUUGAACUGUCGUCCUCGGUGUGUUAUAUCUCGUUAGGUAACGUAACGAUUUUUCCUUUCCAUUGCAUUAGAAUCCUUUAACUGGAUAAGAUAUCAUCUAUUUUACAGCUAUCACUUUAGCAAACCCCGAAAUCCGUUUAGGCGGUUUAUACAACCUGUAUAUUCGACACACUGUCAAUAGGCUGUAAGUUUAUACGACUAAUAAUUACGGUAUCUCGAA
Neodiprion virginianus is the source of this 2121-nucleotide messenger RNA. RefSeq names its product pinin (gene Pnn). The coding region runs from base 143 to 1303 and encodes 386 amino acids. The transcript has 5 exons. The record is from RefSeq and is a predicted model, not a curated record. Gene Ontology annotation, cellular component: catalytic step 2 spliceosome. Lineage: Eukaryota; Metazoa; Arthropoda; Insecta; Hymenoptera; Diprionidae.